AUGGCCUCCGCACCUGGAACUCCAAGAUGGCCACUGCUCCUGAGAAAUCCACUCGGACUGCUCACAACCAAAAUGGCCGCCCGGCUGGAGGAGGACCUGACAUGCUCCAUCUGCUGUGACCUCUUCAGAGAUCCUCUGCUUCUGAGCUGCAGCCACAGCUUCUGUAGAGUGUGUCUGCUGAGCUGGUGGAAGAACAAGGCCAUAAAGACCUGUCCUGUUUGUAAGAAAGGCUCCUCGAAGGCUCCUCGCCUCAACCUGUCCCUCAGGAACCUGGUGCAGACGUUUGAGGAGGAGAUGAAGCGACUGUCUGCAGAGGAGAAGGAGAAGAAGAAGAAGAACCUUAGCUUUAGUUCCAAAGAGAAGGAGGCCUCACUGCCGAGGGAGAAGGCCUCACUGCUGAGAGAGGAGCUAAGGGAGGAGCUGAGGGAGGAUCUGAGGUUCCUACAGGAAAAACUGAAGAUUCUCUCUCAGACUCAUGAGGAGAUGCAGGUGGCUGUGUCUCAUAUCGCUGCACAAACUGAACAAACAGAGAAACUGAUUGGAGAUCAGUUCAACAAACUGCACCAGUUCUUGUGGGAGGAAGAGGAGACCAGGAUUAUGGCUCUGAAGGAGGAGCAGCAGCAGAAGACACAGAGACUGCUGGACAAGAUGGCCGCCGUAAGCAGAGACAUGGAGACUGUGUCCAGAAGCCUCUCAGAGACAGAGCUGACGACCAGAAGGAGCAGAGCCAGGACCUUUCUGGACACAGCUCUGGAGAACACCACCAUGGGACAAGACGCUCUCAUCGACCAGGCAAAACAUCUGGGCAACCUGGGCUUCCACAUCUGGAAGAACAUGCAGAGACUGGUGCAGUUCUGGCCGGUCAUCCUGGAUCCCAACAGAGCGGCGUCUGAACUGGUGGUGUCUGACAACCUCAGUUCAGUGAGGAGGGGCGGGACAAGGAGGAGCCCUCAGAACCCAGAGAGAGAACGUUUCUACACCGUCCUGGGCUCCAGGGCCUAUAGGGUGGGUUCUCACAGCUGGGAGGUGGUGGUCCGGGAUAUCCUGGUCCGGAGCUGCACGCGCACAGUCUUCAUAAUGUCUAAGAGGUCUGAUCCCCGCCCUGUGGACCUGGAUUUCCCUUUGGAUGCUUCCAUCAUCAGGAUCCCUCCUCAUCACUACAUCCAUGUCCUGGACCAGAACACCAACAUCGGCAGAGUUGAGACCGGGCCCCGAACCUACAUCCGGCAGGACAAUGAGAGAGUUCUGUUCCCGCCGGUGAGGAUGGUGAUGGUACCACCGCGCCACUACUGUGUGGUGCUGAACCCUGUUGCCCGUGACGACCAGGGCCAGGUGCAGUUCGACCAAUCAGGACAAGCAAAACUCAGACAUGCCGACCAAGAGAUCCGCCUGACACAGGAGCCCUUCCCCCUGUACCCAGGAGAGGAGGUGCAACAGGACGUGACUGCUCUUCAGAUCGUGUUCCCGGACACGGCGCUCAGGCUUCAGGCUCUGCUCGACUUCACCGACUCCACAGGAACCAAGAGGACGGCGGGCGACGAGUGGCUGUUCGAGGGACCGGGAACCUACAUCCCACACAAGGAGGAGGUCGUUCUGGAGACCAUUAAAGCGACUGUCAUCAGAGAGAACCAGGCCAUCAGACUGAGGGCCCGCAAGGAGGGAGUGGACCGGAGCGGGACCCAGAGGGUGACUGGAGAGGAGUGGCUCGUCAGUAAAGUGGGGGCGUAUCUUCCUGGAGCUCAUGAAGAAGUCAUUGACAUUGUCAAUGCGUUCAUCCUCACAGACAAGAGGGCUCUGCAUGUGCGUGCGCUCCGGCCCUUUAAGGACCAGGGCGGCUUCAACAGGAGGACGGGGGAGGAGUGGCUGGUGACGCUGGAGCAGAGGGAGGCGCACAUCCCAUCUGUGUGUGAGGAGGUGCUGAAGGAGGUGCAGGUCACCACACUGAGCUCAAGACAGUACUGCGUCAUCCUCGACCCGGUGGGAGACGGAGGCAAGCCCCAGCUGGGCAGGAAGAAGGUGGUCAAGGGGGAGAAGUCUUUCUUCCUUCAGCCUGGUGAACAUCUGGAGAACGGGAUCCAGGACGUGUUUGUUCUGUCUGAGGAGGAGGGGCUGGUGCUGCGGGCGGUGGAGGCUUUCACCGACAUUGACCCGAUGGACGCUCUGGACUCUGAGGAAGAGGAGGAGGAGGGGGAGGGGGGCGGGGCCAAGCGCAGACGAAGGGCCGGAAUCUCUCGUCGCCCUGGUGACCGGUGGAUGCUGCGUGGUCCCAUCGAGUACGUGCCUUCUGCUUCUGUGGAGGUGAUACUGCGGCGACAGGCCAUUCCCCUGGACGAGAACGAAGGCAUUUACGUCAGGGACAUCAAGACUGGGAAGGUCCGUGCAGUGAUUGGACACACCUACAUGCUGACUCAGGAUGAGGAGCUGUGGCAGAAGCAGCUCCCUCAAAACGUGGAGGCCCUCCUGGCCUCUCCCCAGGAUCCUCUGGCUGACCGCUCGGACCGGAACCAGGCCGCGGUACAGAGGCCGCGAGACAAGACCCACGUGGUGUCGUACCGUGUGCCUCACAACGCCGCAGUGCAGGUGUACGACUAUAGGGAGAAGAAAGCACGUGUGGUGUUUGGACCAGAGCUGGUGAUGUUGGGACCAGAUGAGCAGUUCACGGUGCUGUCUCUCUCUGGAGACAAACCCAAACGAGCGAACGUCAUCAAAGCUGUGUGUCUGCUGCUGGGGCCCGACUUCUGCACUGACGUCAUCACCAUUGAGACGGCCGACCAUGCCCGCUUGCAGCUGCAACUGUCAUACAACUGGCACUUUGACGUCCAGAGUCCAGUGUCUGCAGAACAUGCUGCCGCUCUCUUCUCGGUCCCUGACUUUGUGGGCGACGCCUGUAAAGCUAUCGCCUCAAAGAUCAGAGGAGCAGUCGCCUCCGUGCAGUUCGACGACUUCCACAAGAACUCUAACCGGAUCAUCUGCUCUGCGGUCUUUGGUUUCGAUGAGAAGGUGAAUAUUCGAGGUUCUCUGCAGUUUCCUCAGAACCGUCUGGUCAUCAGCUCUGUGGACAUCCAGAGCGUAGAACCAGUGGACCAAAGGACCAGAGAUGCCCUGCAGAAGAGUGUCCAGCUCGCCAUCGAGAUCACCACCAACUCCCAGGAGGCCACGGCCCGUCACGAAGCAGAGCGUCUGGCGCAGGAGGCGACAGGGAAACUGGAACGACAGAAAAUCACCGACCAGGCCCUGGCUGAGAAGGCCCGCAAGGAGCUACUGGAGCUGGAGGCACUUAGUGCUGCAGUGGAGAGCACAGGUGCAGCGAAAGCUGAGGCUCAGUCCAGAGCUGAAGCCGCCCGGAUCCAGGGAGAAGCUGCUGUGAACGAAGCCAAACUGAAGGCGGAGGCGCAGAGGAUUGAGGCCGAGUCCGAGCUGCAGCGUCUGUCCCAGGCCCGAGAGCAGGAGCUGAGCUACCAGAAGAACAUGGACCAUCUGGAGGUGGACAAGCAGGAGAAGCUGGCUACCAUCGAGACCCAGAAGUUCAGCCACAUGGUCCAAAGUCUGGGAACUGAGACCCUGAAGGAGAUGGCCAAGGCUGGGCCCGAGCUGCAGGUGAAGAUGCUCCAGGCGCUUGGGCUGAAGUCCACUUUGAUCACGGACGGAUCAUCUCCCAUUAACCUGUUCACCACAGCCAACGGGCUGCUGGGGGGGUUGCCAGGGCAGGGGCAGGGGUAA
Molecule: messenger RNA, 3720 nt
Organism: Knipowitschia caucasica
Lineage: Eukaryota; Metazoa; Chordata; Actinopteri; Gobiiformes; Gobiidae
Source: the annotation of a GenBank genome assembly